UUUAGUUAAGUGCAUACUAAGGCGAUGACAUAAAGUACUAUUCCACAAACAUUUACAUGACAGCUCUGAUUGUUUUGCUUUUCGGUUUCAUAGGUGGUAAGGCUACAACCGUAUCUUUCUAUUACAACCAAAGCUCCUCCACAAGACAGACGCAAGUUCGUAUAAAUAAUUCACUAAAUCUGCAGGACAAAGUUUGAGGUUUGAAGUUAUUUCGCGCCGAAGUUGAUCAUCUUCCCAACCGCGGUUAUACAACUUUGGACAUUGCCAGCAAUGCUUGCUGUACAUUCAGAACAAGGUGGUACAGUCGAACAUAAAGGUAGGAGUACUAAUGGGAGCAAAAUUUACAAAAAGAUCGAGCUCGGACAACUUACUCCUCAUAAUAUCAAGCAAUUCAGAUUGAUAAAUCAAACUGUAUUCCCAGUCACAUACACAGAGAAAUUUUAUAGUGAUGUUCUAAAGAAUAGUAAGAUGUGCAGACUUGCCUACUUUAAUGAUAUCGUCGUUGGAGCUGUUAGUUAUCGGGUAGAGAAUGUUGUUGUGAAGAAUGUCGAUUUGGCUACGGAUGAUAAUAACGGCCAAGCUAAUCAAACUAUCAAGAAGUGUUAUAUUAUGACUUUGGGAUGUCUUGCACCAUACAGAGGCUACGGUGUUGGUACGCUUAUGUUAAAACAUGUCAUUAAGAGCUGUUUAAAGCACGGUGGUAUUAAAAGUAUUUAUCUGCAUGUUCAUGUUGGUAAUGAAGGCGCAGUAGCGUUCUACAAACGUUUCGGUUUUGAAAUAACUGGAGAAGUUAGUGAUUACUACCGCCGUAUUCAUCCUCAAACUGCCUACGUGCUCGAAAGGUCCUUAUCAGCUACAGAAGCUAGGGAAUCCGACUCUGAAUCCGAUUAA
Messenger RNA from Schistosoma haematobium, 891 nucleotides. RefSeq names its product N-alpha-acetyltransferase 50 (gene NAA50). The transcript has a single exon. The coding region runs from base 271 to 891 and encodes 206 amino acids. Gene Ontology annotation, biological process: mitotic sister chromatid cohesion. NCBI's taxonomy places the organism in Eukaryota, Metazoa, Platyhelminthes, Trematoda, Strigeidida, Schistosomatidae. Gene Ontology annotation, molecular function: acyltransferase activity, transferring groups other than amino-acyl groups. The record is from RefSeq and is a predicted model, not a curated record. Gene Ontology annotation, cellular component: NatA complex.